CGGGCUCCUGCAGCGGCAGAGCCGCGCGCCGAGACCCCCGAGACCCCGAGACCCCGAGGCCCCGAGGCCCCCCCAGGCCCCGCCGCCCGCCCCGCGCCGCUGCAGUUUUCCAUAGGUUAGGAUGAUGUCAGACAUUGCUAAAGACAGGAUGGCUCAUUCAGUAAGGAAAAGGAGGAGUGUGUCUUCUCUGAGUGGUCGUGAAUUCCGGCAGAAGGAACUUCAUGGUUAUACCAAAAACUCCACCAGUACUGUCUCUUAUAUGGAUGAACCUAGCCAGUGGGAUGAUGCCUCUUGCCUUACAGUUCAGAUGGAAAACACCUAUCAGUUGGGUCCUACCAAACAUUUUCCUGUGGUCAUUGUCAAUCAUAUCCUGAAAGAUAUCUUAACUAACUAUCUACAAGAAGAACAAUAUGAACCAGAGCUCUGCAGACAGAUGACUAAAACGAUUUCUGAGGUUAUUAAAACCCAGGUGAAGGACCUGAUGAUUCCACGGUAUAAGCUAAUUGUGAUUGUUCACAUUGGACAACUGAAUAGUCAGAGCAUUCUUAUUGGAAGCAGAUGCCUCUGGGAUCCUAAAAGUGAUACCUUUUCAUCUUAUGUUUUCAGAAAUUCUUCUCUCUUUGCUCUUGCAAGUGUCUAUGCAGUUUACUUUGAUGCUUUCGUGGGAAUGUGUCUGUGUAAUAAUUCAUCGCAACCAGUAUUUGUCAAUCUCCGUAGGCCAGUUCUGAAUCUGGAUUAGAUCAUAAGUACAGUGUUCCUAAAGUGACCUCCUUGUUGCCAGACCUGCCAUGCCAGCCCUCAUCACGGAGCCCUCAGUCAUGCUUUUCCCUACACAAACACCCCCUUCCACUUUUAGUGACUUUCUUCACUUUUCAGCAUUAAACUCUGGUCUUGCCUUUUCCCUAAAUCCUUCUCCGUCCAGUUCUUCCUUCCUGUUACCUCUUUGCUUUAAUCUCUAAUCAGUCAGUCUCCUGUUUGUUCUCUAGGUAAUUUGUGAAUGACAAUUUUGUUUUCCCUACUAGACUCAAAACACCUUGAGUCUGUGGACCACAUAUCCUGACAGUACCUAACAAUAAAAUUGAACACAUUUUAACUUUUCAAGCAAAAUCACAUGCAACGAUUGCAGUCUGCUACCUAACCUCCACAACAGAGAUAAUAGUAACACACAAUUUAACUCUAGAGGAACUGGGAUCCUAUAGGGAUGAUAAGUACACAAGUAACCACAGUACAGGCUAGAAUAUGUUUUCAUAAGAAAAGUCCAGAAUAUCUUAAUGUGCUUAAGGGAAUCAGAGAAGGCUUCAUGAAGGAAGUAGCAUUUACCUAGACUAAGAAGUUGCAAAGUAGGAUUUCAACAGACAGAGGAGUUUGGAGUACAGGAAGAAGUCUAGACUGGAUAAAACACAGUGUUCAUGAAGAUCAAUAGUUAGAACUAAGACUGGAAGGGUCCAUGGAUGGUAAACUGAAUGUCUGGGCAAGAAAGCCACAUUCAGAUCAUGCAUAAUCAUUGAAGGCUUUUCAUUCAGUUCAUUGUGAAAUAACUCUUUAAGAAAAUGAAUCUGUCAAUAAAGAAUGGGAAGACCCCAGGAGAAGGAAGAGGUAAUGAGAGGCUGAACUGAGUGAUGGAAAGGAGAGGACAGUUGUAUGGAACAUUUUAGGGAUAGUCUUCAUGACCAGACAGAGGGGAAGGAAGAGUUGGAGGUGACUCAGGCAACAGGACAAAGUGGCUCUGGGGAUGUUUGCAAUCUCAGGUCUAAGUCCUGCUGUCCUAGUCACUAGUUAGUUAAGUGAUCUUAAAUAAAGACAAAACUCACUUGGGCUGAAGCUUCCUCAUCUUAAAGCAGAGUAGUGAUAAUGCUGGUAUCACAGAGUUUUAGAUUGGCAGACGGUGGCAGGCUGGAGCCCAAUGCUGACUCUAAGGGAGGCCCAGGAGGGGCUUGGAGGUGCAGCCUUGCUUGCUAAAAGAAAAAAAAAAAAUACAUGUUUGCUAAGCAUUUAACAGAUGGGAAAGCCUCAAUCAAUAGUAGCUCCCCUGAUUAUAGUUGAAAGUUUGAGUCUGGACAACUAGAUCAAUGGUCCUGGUAGCAAAAAUAAAGAAGUCAGCAAGGAAGAAUUUGAGGAUGAAAAUACUAAACUCACUUUUUCACUUGUUGAAUUUAUAAUGGGACGUUUAGAUGGAAAUAGCCCGAGGCAGCUGAAAAAGUGGGGCUGGAGCUGAGCUACAUCAAGGUGAGAGAUUUCGACUUGGCAGUCAUCCAAAUUGAAACCUAACAUCUUCCUCCUGCUGUAUAAAAUAUUCAUUAGCAGCAGCAGCAGCAGCAAGUAUAGUGAGUACUAAUAGCAAAUUACUGAAAAUUCAGUUAAGUUGGGACAUGUCAGCAGGAAACCCUUCCCCAGAAUCAAUACAAAAAAUUUCCCUCAAAACCCAAAUUAAAUGAUGCUUUUAUUUCUUUAUAUUUUUGCUGUUAAAAAUUUCUGUAUGACCAUUUCUGUUGCCAGACAUCAUAAGAAAGAAAAGAUCCUCUCAAAAAUACAUUAGCAUCUUGAGUGGAAGUAACAAUGUUGUUGUCUGUUGUCAUUGUUAAUAGAACAACUUUAAAGAAAAUGUAAUAGGAUUCCAAUGGAUUAUGUGCUGGGAAAUUAAGCGCUACUUCAACUCAUUGAUUUUUUUAAAACUGUUGAGAAUUAUCCAGCCUAGGGAGUGAUUUAAAAAACAACAGUUGAGAAAUGAGGACUUUUAAACCUAGGAUUUUAGAGAAUGAACCCUUGCCUUGUUGGGACCAUUACUUGACCUGUCUUUCUAGAUAUUAUAAAAAAUGCAUCAAGAAAAGUCAGUAUUAGAUAGUUACUGAUAAUUUACUAUGCUUUUGUAUUCUCGGAAUUCUUAAGGUAGUGGCCUGCACUCACCACCUCUGCUACUCCCACCUUACCCUCCUGCAAUCUGUUCACAUCCCCCACCAAUGAUGCUUUCACAAACAGUGGAAGUGGUGGUCCAGGCCAAAUCUGCCACACAUUUCUUCAGUCCCAUUCCACCUCAGCUCUCUUCUGAAUUCAUUUCUUUUGAGCAGCAAUGUGAUGUAGUUGUUUUUUGUUUGAAGUUUUUUUUUUUCUCUUUUGUUUUGUUUUAAAGAUUUUAUUUAUUUCUUUGACAGAGCA
Canis lupus familiaris (dog) is the source of this 3153-nucleotide messenger RNA. It is a transcript of the gene DYNLT5, whose product is annotated as dynein light chain Tctex-type family member 5. The record is from RefSeq and is a predicted model, not a curated record. Gene Ontology annotation, cellular component: cytoplasm; cytoplasmic dynein complex. Gene Ontology annotation, molecular function: dynein intermediate chain binding. Bases 122 to 739 code for a protein of 205 amino acids. Gene Ontology annotation, biological process: microtubule-based movement. The transcript is spliced from 7 exons. Lineage: Eukaryota; Metazoa; Chordata; Mammalia; Carnivora; Canidae.